UGGGGGCGUAUCUCGUCGCCGGGUCACACCAGCUGAUAACAUGGCGGAUAACGACUUGCUUGUGAUCCAGACAGGAGGAACAAUAGACAAGGAUUACCCCAAACGUAAGGGAGGCUACGCGUUUGAGAUCGGGGACUCCGCUGUAGAGAAGAUGGCGAGGACACUCACUCCCAGGUCCUCCUGGACCUUCAGGACCGUGUGCAGGAAGGACAGUCAGGACAUCACACAGGAGGACAGAGAGUCCAUGUUGCAAGUGUGCAGUGACUCUCCCAUCAGACGGAUCCUGAUCACACAUGGAACAGACACGCUAAUAGAAUCAGCUCAGUUCAUCGGCUCUCACCGACUGGAAAAGGUCAUUGUCCUAACGGGGGCCUUCUUGCCACAUACCUUUAAAGGCUCGGAUGCGGAAUUCAACGUUGGUUUUGCUGUAGGUUGCCUCCGGUGCCUCACCAAGCCUGGAGUCUAUGUCGCCAUGGGGUCACAGGUAUUUGACAGUAACGACGUGAGUCGAGAUGACGCGAGUGGCGUGUUUGUAAAGAAGUUCGUCGCUUCAUGAAUGUAUACAUCAUUGUUCGCCAGUUCGUGAAUGUAUUCAUCAUUGUAAUAUCAACAAAAUAAAAUCAACAUAUAAAUCAAAAUAUAUUUCAACUGUGAAUAUCAUGAUUAAUGUUUCUGAUUUUGAUAUUCAAGAUCAGUGGGAUCAUAAGGGACUUGUCAUGUAUUCUAGGGUGUGGUGGACCAAAG
Haliotis rufescens (red abalone) is the source of this 744-nucleotide messenger RNA. RefSeq lists its product as uncharacterized. The transcript is spliced from 3 exons. The coding region runs from base 41 to 556 and encodes 171 amino acids. Lineage: Eukaryota; Metazoa; Mollusca; Gastropoda; Lepetellida; Haliotidae. The record is from RefSeq and is a predicted model, not a curated record.